Molecule: messenger RNA, 495 nt
Organism: Protopolystoma xenopodis
Lineage: Eukaryota; Metazoa; Platyhelminthes; Monogenea; Polystomatidea; Polystomatidae
Source: the annotation of a GenBank genome assembly
UCUUCCUGUCUUGAGGACACUUUAAAGCCCCGACCCUCAAAUGUACUUCGACAGCUUUCUUCAAAUCGGCGCAAAAUAAGUUUGCCUCAGGGUCUGGGCGUUUACUUGCCAGUCAAUCGGUCGUCAACUGCCGCUUCUAAGCCUGCUCAAAUUUCCUCGUGUGACUAUGUUACUAGUGCUGCUAAUACGGUUGCUGAGAAAGCUGGUCUCUGUUCAACCAGCCCCGAAAAAGGCGAUUUUAGCUUUACUGGCUAUACCACCAGGAACAACGCCAGUAUCGUUGAUAGGGGCCUCGAUGACCUGCCUGUAUGCACAACCAGUGGUCCCCUUCCUUUCGGCAGGAAUAGUAUUACAGAAAGGCACUCACAGGCGCCACAACAACAAUUCCGGCGUCUGCCGGAGGCACAAGCACAAGCAUAUUUUUUACAGGUGAAACCAAUUAUUUUUCCAUCUUCAUGCAUAUCAAAAAAAAUUUUUAAUGUUGCAGUUCGAUAA